CCACAAAACCCAAACACCGCACAGCUGCUAGCUAAAGGAGCAUAGUAAAGAAAGAGGCGCAGGCCUUGCGUUUGUGACAUUAUUCUGUCACAGUUGUUGUUUAGGUGUCACCGGAGCUUAGCUGUUUCGUGUUAGUCUCUGGUUUUGGUAUGUGUUGUUACUGAAGUCAGCCGGGAUUGUCUCAUGGUUUUACUGGAAACUGUCAAAAAGUAGAGCAAAGAGGUUGGUUUGAUGUGCGUGACAUCAAGACAAGAGGCACCAUGAGUGCGGAGAUGGAUGCACUGACGGUGGUGAACCAGCUGCGAGAUCUUGCUGCUGAUCCCCUGAACCGAAGAGCCAUAGUAGAAGACCAAGGCUGUCUGCCAGGUCUCAUCCUUUUUUUGGACCACCCCAACCCACAGGUCGUCUAUUCUGCACUAUUGGCCGUGCGCUACCUGGCAGAAUGUCGAGCCAACAGGGAGAAGAUGAAGGGCGAGCUUGGCAUGAUGCUGAGUUUGCAGAAUGUCAUGCAGAAGAGUACAUCACCCGGGGAGACCAAACUGCUGGCCUCUGAGAUCUAUGAGAUUUUGCAGUCAGCCGGUAAAGAAGAGGCGGAGCAGGCCGAGGCAGCAGCUGCCUCCUGCCAGCGUAAAGCCCACUUCUUCCUCGGCUCCAACAACAAGAGGGCCAAAACUGUUGUGCUGCACAUUGAUGGUCUGGAUGACCCUACUCGAAGGAGCCUUUGUGAGGAGGCGUUGCUGAAGAUUCGAGGGGUCAUCAGCUUCACCUUCCAGAUGGCUGUCAAGAGGUGUGUUGUCAGGAUCCGCUCUGACCUUAAAGCUGAGGCGUUGGGCACAGCAAUCAACUCCACCAAAGUAAUGACGGCUCAACAGGUGGUGAAGACAGACGACGGAGGAGAGCGGAUGGUGCCAUUCCAGGAGGACUCGGCGGUGCCCGUGGAGGAGAACACGGACAUCCCAGACUACCUGCCCGAGGAGGAGAGUCCGUCCCAGGAGCCGGACAAGGCCGUCACACGCGUAGGCUCCAUCACAGACGGCAUGGGCUGGCUCAGCACGGCCGCCAACUUCCUGACACGCUCCUUUUACUGGUGACCACUUCCUGUGUUCCCCCUCUCUGCUCCCUGUUUUCCCUACCAUCCAGCUGCAGCCUUGGCCUUGCCCCGGACAAAGCCCUGCCUCACGGCCCUACACUAGUCUAGACUCCCCCUCUGCAAAGCGCACAGAACCCGGCCACGUGUGUGCAACAAGUGCUGGACUGCCAAGUGGAACCUGCAAUAACUAAAACUUGUGUAUAUAUUGAGCUACAAAUCCCACUACUGGCUGUAUGUGCACAACUAUAUAUUAGCUGCAUAUGUAUAUCUCACAAGGCAUAGCCAGAGGACUUUGAAUCAGCCGAAAACCAAAUAACAUUCUGGAAAUGUGUAUCGCUGCGUUGACAGUUGACAUGUGGCAGGCGCAUUUAAUUGCCCCAAGGCUGAUUUUGAAUACGUAGAAAAUUGGGAGUUCCUAUUUUUGUGCAUGAUUUUUGGUUGCUUUCCUCCCGGUGUCUAUUCUCAAUCAUUGUCCUUUUACUAUAUACAUUUUUCAUAUUUUUCAUUCUUUAAUUUCCAAAUUAAGCCGAUUUUAUUUAAUUAUUUUUCCUUCUUACAGUUUUAUUAGCAUGAGUCUUUUGUGCCAAUCUUAUCUGAUGCCUAGACCUGUAAUUAUUGUGUGUGCCUUUUCGACAUUUAUACUUUAAUAUUAUUUUUUCAUAAUUCAUUCAAACAAUUUGAGAGCUCAGAGCAAGUCGGAUGUAAUGUUUGUGCUUUGCAGGCGGCCCUUAGCAGCAACCGCUUUGCCUCCCCCAGCUUUUAGUUCACAGAGGGGCGUCACCUCAGUAGACAUAGUAAACUUAGAUACCAGCAAGAGGCCCGCAGCCUAUUCAGCCACUGGUUCACAUGCAUUAGUUUGCUGCAUUCAAAAAGAAGAACCAAUUAGCUAGUUGGCUGAUUAAUAUAACACCCCUCACUGAGUGUAGUUGUUUCUGUAACAAAUGAGGACUACUCUGAUGGAAAAUCAAAUAUGAGUUCUGUGGUGGCGGCGAAUUGACUGACAGCUCCUCGUGUUAUUUGCACAGACUUUAGGCUACCUCUGCUUUCAGCCGUCUAUCUCACAUCGGCAUCAUAGUCCUCUGUAGUUUUAGUGAAACCCAAGAUCCGCAUGGUGAAGACAAACAUGUUAGCUGCCUGCCUGACAAAUACUUCCCCCGUGUUACCUGAACCCACCCACUGACAUUUGUACAGCAUUGUAGCUUCCCACCUGUUCAGUUUGAGUUUCAGUUUAGCCAGCAGUGUCCUUAAAGCAAAGAUCAUGUUGGUGCACGCUCACACACACACGCACAUACAGAGGACUCACUAAUGCUGUCAUAUGAGCAGUAGUGGUGUACUGGAACAAGGGUGUGGUUAUGUACAUUUUGUAAAUGGUGCCUGAUUCCCUACAAUCUCAGACCUUACAUGUGAAGGAAAAUUUUGUUUUGUUUUUGUUUGUACUGAUUUGCAUUUUUACUGUCACAAAAUGGGAUAAGAGGUUGUAACGGCUAAUGCUAACACUCUGAGUGAGUUUUCUCCUUUUUCUUUAGUCCUUACAACCCCAUGACUCACACCAGGUUUCAUCAUUAUCUCCUCUGACUUGUGUGAGUGUCAUUAGAAAUUAUUAUAUACAAUGCUGACCAGGCGACUUAUAUUGUGCAUAGAUGUCACAGUUGGUUGAGGUCAAACAGAUAGAAGAACGACACAGAGUGACCUGAAUAACCUGAAUUGAUGGUGGCCCUUCUCUGGAAAAGCAAUAAUAUCUUUUGCAUUAAAUGUAGUGAUCAUAGAUCGCCAUCAUCCUUUAAAAAAUAAUGUUUUUGCAUAAAUGGUAUUAGUUAAAAGUUAGCAUCAUCAGUAUUAACAUUUCUUCUUUUUUGGUCCAUUUUUGCACAGAAUUAAUCUCUUAAAUUGCAUUAAUGUAAUUUUUAUUUUUAAUAUUUGGUGUCUCAGCUCAUACUGCAAAGAAAUACUUGAACAUUGUUUCUUAGAACUGUCCUUAUGUGUUGAUCAAAGUGUAAAUUUCCCUUAACUGUUAGAUUAACCACAUCUGUAAGGUUGACAAAAACCCACAAACUCAAAAAGUGACUUCACGUGUAUAGACUUCACGUGUCUGUCAUCAAAUGUAAUAUAAUCUAAUGCAGAUCUUAAAACUGUAGAUUCCCAUACACUGUUAAUGCAAAUGAUGAUAAACUUAAAAUCAAAAA
Molecule: messenger RNA, 3273 nt
Organism: Dicentrarchus labrax (European seabass)
Lineage: Eukaryota; Metazoa; Chordata; Actinopteri; Moronidae
Gene: armc1
Product: armadillo repeat containing 1
Exons: 7
Coding region: 261-1091 (276 amino acids)
Molecular function (GO): metal ion binding; protein binding
Source: RefSeq, a predicted model, not a curated record